Molecule: messenger RNA, 3162 nt
Organism: Mizuhopecten yessoensis (Yesso scallop)
Lineage: Eukaryota; Metazoa; Mollusca; Bivalvia; Pectinida; Pectinidae
Product: metallophosphoesterase 1 homolog
Exons: 9
Coding region: 127-1242 (371 amino acids)
Biological process (GO): GPI anchor biosynthetic process
Cellular component (GO): endoplasmic reticulum
Molecular function (GO): hydrolase activity
Source: RefSeq, a predicted model, not a curated record
CCCAUGACAGGAUAUCCCUGCAUGGGUAUCCAGGAAGAGACAUGUUUAUAUAGAGUAUAUCAAUCCAUGAAGUCUACACACAUGUUUCACUAGUCAGAUGCCCUGCAAGUCUUCGACCGUUUUGAUAUGGCGAGAAAUGGACCUGUAUUUUUCCUGUGUGGUCAAAGAUGGUCAGUGAAUAGCCUGACUCUGGUCAUUGUUUUCCUUGCUGUCUUCAGCAAUGAGUUCCUUAUCUACUUUAUACAGAGUUUCCGAUGGCCAAAUCUGCCAGUAGCUACCAGGGAUUCCAGCAAAACACAGGUGGUACUGUUGGUGGCUGACCCACAGAUACAGGGCUACCAGGAUGAGCCAGGCUUCCCUAUUGGGCUGGUAACCAGAUGGGACAUAGACAGGUUCCUCGGCCAGACGUUUUCCCUGGCACAUGCAUAUGCCCAGCCCGAUGUUGUUGUUUUUCUGGGUGACCUGAUGGAUGAGGGCAGUAAAGCAUCAAAGGAAGACUUCAAAUCCUACUACUACAGGUUCAACAGUAUAUUUGGUGCAGCAGAAAAAGACAAUAAAGUCUAUAUUGCCGGUGAUAACGACAUAGGGGGAGAGUUUCGAGACAUGAGGAAAGAGUGGAAAAUAGACCGAUUUGAAAAACAUUAUGAUCUGUUAACAGGAGUUGAUAAAUAUGGAUUUAUAGAUUAUAUCAAGAUGGACAUACAAAAUCAAGGAAUGCAGUUUGUGCCAAAGAGAGAGUUGGCUGAUGAUCUACAGACUAAAAUCUCUUCACCUAUUAGAGUUCUUGUCAGCCAUGAAACUAUCAUGCAUAAAGCAAAAGUAGAACUGUAUCCACUGUUAAGAAGAUUGAAACCACAGCUGAUUUUCUCUGGGCAUUGGCAUAAGUCUUUUGUGUUUGUCUGUGAGAAAUGUAUGGUGGAUGACGAGUUUACUUGGCCAUUUCAUCAACGUGAUCUAACGUGGAUGACCGACUAUAUGUCUGUCAAUCUUACAAUCAACCAGAUGGCACUCACUGAGAUCAUGGUACCUACCUGUAGUUACCGGAUGGGUGUAGCCAAUAUGGGAUAUGGAGUUGCUGUCAUAGAAUCAACUGGAGAAAUGAAAUAUACAGUACUGUGGUUGCCACAACGAUACCGUAUGCUUUAUGGAUACUUAAUAGUUUUUUCACCGCUCCUGUUGGUGCAUUUGUUCUUCAAUUUUCUUCCAUUUCUAUUAAGAAAAUUACAUAAACGAAGGAGUUAACCAAUCAAGAUUGUAAUGCAUUCCAUAAUUAUGCAACUUAACAUUAAGCUCAGGAUUCCUGGUCCUAGUAGAUGGUUUGUUUCUCUCUGCUUCACAGAUUUUUGUCUUAACAUUUUUGACAAUUCUACUUUUUUUUCUUCUAAUGAAAAUUUAAACACUGCCACAUAUAAUUUAAUUAUCGCACAGUGCAAGGAGUGGAGUGUAUGGGAGGGGUCUCCCCCCUUCCCAUCGAUGGGGGUCUGGGGGGUCUCCCGGGAGAAUUUUGUUUUCUAGAACGCCCCAGACGCGUUCUCCCUUGUUCUGACGUCAGUUUCAAUGGCCCUUUUAAAGCAUAAAAAUAUAAUUUUCCCCUAUUAUCUUACAAAUAUUUUGCUUAUUUUGGGGUACGUAUGGAUUGGUACUUAUUUACGCAAAUUCUGUUAUAGAGUUCGGUACCAUUAUUCCACUGAAAAGAAAUGUGCAUUUUGGGAUGGUUGUUGUAAGAGUUUUUCUCUUCUUAUGACGUUUCUCCUCACGACUGUGAGUCCGGUUGCGCAGGGAUAUGAGACUAGUAUCACCAGCUAGAACUAGGAAUAGUUUAACAUUAUGUACAUAAGAACCGAUAUACUGGUCAAUGUGUAAAAUGUAAAGCCAUGGUUUAUGACCAUUCCUUCCCUUCAUACGUAUCGUGUAUCAAUAAAGGGGAUAAAAAUCAUAGAAUAAGUUUGUUGGGGGGGUUACCAUACCAAAUGAAUAUGCUACCCUCAGUUCUACAUGAUAUAAAAACACCUGUUAUUUCUUUUUUUAAUAUUUUUUUGUUUUUUUGUUUUUGUAAAAAAUCAUGUGUAAGCCCGGGUAUUUUUGCUACAUAGGUUGUUACGCGUCUGAAUCACAAGAGCAUAAUAGAGUGAUGAGGCAGAGAUGAAUUCCUGUAAUCAUAGAAAGACAUUUCUUUGAUAAGCAUUAUAUCUGUAUACAGAAAUUUUUGGUCGCAGUUUAACUGUCGCCUUUUUGGCCCUCCAUAAUGAGGGCAAGUUUAUUAUAACGAUGAAAAUCAGCACACAUCAUGCCAUACAUAUUACUGACAUAUGAAGGGUGAAAAUAACACUUUGUGAAAACCGAUUAUACCAGUGAAGGGUGUAAAUUUGACAGGGCAAAAGUUUCCCAGCAUGCAAUAUCUCACACAGAUGAACAUGUUUAGUAAUGUAUCAGUUCCAGCCAAACAUUAUGCAUGUACAAUACAAAGUUUGUGGCGAAUUAAAAAUAUGUGAGUGCCAAACUAUUGAUGGCUUAUAAAAUAUACCCCAACAGUCACUCAGCAGAUGAAUGGUCCUCAUCUCUAUUAUAAGUCAUGUCCAUAUUUGAAGUUCCUGUUUGGUUGUAGAUAUAUAGUAUUAUGGAUAAAGAUUCAAGUAUGGAUGUACAUUAAAAAUGAGGACCACUUGUUCUCUGAUAAAGCCUGAAAGCAUGGAAACAGAUCUAGAGUGACUGUUGAUAUUUGUUUUAUUACAUUCGCAUUCUCUAGUGUUUACAGAAUGUUGUAACUGUAUUUAUAUGUGUUUUACAAAACAAUCAAAACAUAGCCAAAACAUAUUUGUAAAGGAGAAAAGUCUGGUCGACAAAGAUUAUGAAAAGAGCAAGCAUUCCAGACCUUAUUUUAUUUUUAAUGUUAUUGUCACUUUUAUGUUAGUUUGUGUUGCAUGUAAACAGUUUACUUGUGUAUAUAUCACUAUACAUGUAUAUUUAUUUGUAUGAAAUUUAACCAUGGUUGCUUGCUAUACAUAUAUAGCUAUAUAUUUACAUUCUUGAUGUUUGUUCUGUACAUGAAUCUACCAACUGACAACAACUGCCAUUAGACUAUGAAACACUAUGAAUACAACGAUUCUCGUGCAACCAGUCAGCUGAUUUCACACACAAUGACCACUUCAAGAGUUAUUUCCC